Molecule: messenger RNA, 1315 nt
Organism: Anolis sagrei ordinatus
Lineage: Eukaryota; Metazoa; Chordata; Lepidosauria; Squamata; Anolidae
Product: phosphomannomutase 2
Biological process (GO): protein N-linked glycosylation; GDP-mannose biosynthetic process; mannose metabolic process
Cellular component (GO): cytosol
Molecular function (GO): phosphomannomutase activity
Source: RefSeq, a predicted model, not a curated record
CCUUAAAGGGGCAGCAGGAAAAGGAAAAGGUGUCUAUGUAUGUGUGUCUCUCUCUCUCUUGCCAGGCGGCCAUGGAGGGCAGCGACGGCAGGCGGGAGCUCUGCCUCUUCGACGUGGACGGCACCCUGACUGGGCCCCGGCAGAAAGUGACUCCAGAGAUGGCCAACUUCCUGCAGGCUUUGAGGAAGAAGGUGAAAGUGGGGGUUGUUGGUGGAUCAGAUUUCGAAAAAAUUCAGGAACAACUGGGGGACGAUGUUGUUGACAGAUUCGACUACGUCUUUCCAGAGAACGGUCUAGUGGCCUACAAAGAUGGACAGCUUCUGAGUAAACAGAGUAUUCAAAGCCAUCUGGGUGAAGAGCUGCUCCAAGACUUGAUCAACUACUGCCUGAGUUACAUUGCAAAACUUAAGCUGCCUAGGAAACGAGGCACUUUUAUUGAAUUCCGGAACGGGAUGCUGAACGUGUGUCCGGUCGGCAGAAACUGCAGCCAGAGUGAACGGAUUGAGUUCUAUGAGUUCGAUAAGAAGGAACACAUAAGGGAGAAAUUCGUGGCUGAUUUGCAAAGGGACUUCGCAGGGAAAGGCCUCACGUUUUCCAUAGGUGGACAGAUAAGUUUUGACGUGUUUCCAGACGGUUGGGAUAAACGGUUCUGCUUAGGAAUUGUUUCCAAAGAUGGCUUUAAAAAGAUCUAUUUCUUUGGCGACAAGACCAUGCCGGGUGGGAACGACUACGAAAUCUACACAGACCCCAGAACCAUCGGGCAUAGUGUGACUUCUCCUGAGCAAACAAGGCAGAUAUGUGAAGAAUUGUUCUUUAAAUAGGGCAUGGGACUUGUUUUACACCAAAAUUAACUGUAGGCUACUUAGAAUGGAUAUUCUAAUAUACGAGGGUGGGUCAAAAAGUAAUGCCUCCUGUGUCAUAAAAAUGUUAUGAAUGAACAUAUAACAGCAGAAGCUGCACCAGAUCAUAGCUGAACUGUCCUCUACACAAAACUACCAUUCAACAUAGUCAACAUCAAUUUGGACACAUUUUGCACCAUCGUUUAACCCAGGCAUCAAAACCAUUUUGGGAAAAUUCUGGGUUUUGCUUCAUGACCCAUGGUUUUAAAGCUGUUUUAGCAUCACUCAAGUCACUGAAUCUGAAACCACACAGGUUGUCUUUCAGAGGUCCAAACAGGUAAAAAAGUCAGAAGGGGCCAAAUCAUAAACAUUCUUCAAGCGAUGAUUAAUUUCCUUAGGGAUGAUUAAUUUUCUUUUGCCAGAAAUUCAAUGAUGACUCUUUCUUUUAGCUUCAGAAUCAUGGUUCUAAUCAGUCA